GGGCAGCAGCAGCAGCAGCAGCAGCCAUGGGGCUGCAACCCCUGGAGUUCAGCGACUGCUACCUGGACAGCCCCUGGUUCAGGGAGCGGGUGAGAGCCCACGAGGCCGAGCUGGAGAAGACCAAUAAGUUUAUCAAGGAGUUGCUGAAGGAUGGGAAGAACCUGAUCGCCGCGACCAAGAACCUUUCAGCAGCCCAGAGGAAAUUUGCCCAUUCUCUGAGAGACUUUAAAUUUGAAUUCAUUGGUGAUGCAGAGACUGAUGAUGAAAGAUACAUAGAUGCAUCACUUCAUGAGUUUUCAAACUUUUUAAAAAAUCUUGAAGAACAAAGAGAAAUUUUGGCACUCAGUGUUACUGAAACUCUGAUCAAACCUUUGGAAAGAUUUAGGAAAGAGCAGCUAGGAGCUGUAAAGGAGGAAAAGAAGAAGUUUGAUAAAGAGACAGAGAAGAACUACAGUUUGUUAGAAAAACAUUUGAAUUUAUCAGCUAAGAAGAAAGAGCUACAAUUACAAGAGGCAGAUAACCAAGUGGAGCAGAACAGGAAACACUUCUAUGAGCUGUCCCUUGAGUAUGUGUGCAAGUUGCAGGAGAUCCAGGAGCGGAAGAAAUUUGAGUGUGUGGAACCUGUGCUAUCAUUUUUUCAGGGUUUGUUCACUUUCUAUCACCAAGGAUAUGAACUUGCUAAAGACUUCAAUCAUUACAAAAUGGCCCUGCAGAUAAAUAUACAGAAUACACGAAAUCGUUUUGAAGGAACAAGGUCAGAGGUAGAGGAGCUCAUGAACAAGAUCAGAAGAAAUCCUCAGGAACAUAAAAGAGCAAAUCACUUCACCAUGGAAGGCUACCUCUAUGUACAGGAAAAAAGACCUGCUCCCUUUGGUUCCAGCUGGGUGAAGCACUAUUGCAUGUACAGGAAAGAGACAAAGAAGUUCUCCAUGAUCCCAUUUGAACACAGAUCAGGAGGGAAAGUUGGUGAUGCAGAACUCUUUGUCCUUACAUAUUGCACCAAAAGAAAUGCAGAUACAAUAGACAGACGAUUCUGUUUUGACUUAGAAGCUUCAGACAGACCUGGAGUUCCUGUGACCAUGCAGGCAUUUUCUGAGGAAGACAGGAAGCUGUGGAUGGAAGCCUUGGAUGGAAAAGAAGCUCUGCUCAUCAACUUGAAUAAAGCGAAUGCAAAACCAGAGGGAAGUGCACAGUUGGAUAAGAUUGGGUUCACCAUCAUCAAAAAGUGCAUCAGUGCUGUUGAAACACGAGGUAUAAAUGACCAAGGAUUGUACAGAGUUGUGGGGGUGAGUUCAAAGGUCCAGAGACUUCUGAGUUUGUUGAUGGAUUCAAAAACCUGCAGUGAAGUUGACCUGGAAAACUCUGUAGAUUGGGAAGUGAAGACAAUUACUAGUGCUAUGAAGCAGUAUCUGCGAAGUCUUCCAGAGCCACUGAUGACAUACGAGUUGCAUGGAGAAUUCAUCGUUCCUGCCAAAAGUGGGAGUCCUGAAUCUCGAGUCAAUGCUGUUCACUUCUUGGUCCACAAACUCCCAGAAAAGAACAGAGAGAUGCUGGAAAUUUUGGUGAAACAUUUAGCAAAUGUUUCAAAGCAUGCCAAGAGGAAUCUAAUGACUGUGGCAAACCUAGGGGUAGUAUUUGGACCUACCUUAAUGAGGCCACAGGAAGAAACUGUAGCAGCCAUCAUGGACCUGAAGUUUCAGAAUAUUGUCGUUGAAAUCCUGAUAGAGAAUCAUGAGAAGAUUUUCAAAACCCUGCCUGAUGCUACUUUCCCUGAGCCAAUCUCUAUGUCAGUAUCUCCUCCAAAUGCCCCACCAAGGCAGUCAAGAAGACAAGGACAGCGUAUUAAGAGGCCUCUGGCUGUUUACAAUCUCUGCCUGGAGUUGGAUGAUGCUGACAGUCACAGCUCUCCCAGAGAAGACACCCCAACUGGGAGCAUGGAUUCUCUUUCUUCCCAGUCUCCAACACCUGCCUUCUCCAGCAGCCCCCCUGGGCUCUUGGAUGGAAAUGACCUUAUCAUGAACAGUGGAGAUCUUGCAGGCUGGACAACAAAUCUUCCUGCUCAAAGCCGCCCGUCGAUGGUCUCAUGGAUGAACGUUCCACCUGCCAACCCGGCUGCCACAAGUGCUGCCCUACCCACUUUCUUCUUCCCCAACCCUGCCACUGGCACUGACACAGCAGUGGAAAGUGUUGCCCACCGAAAAGCAAGAGCAGUUUAUCCGUGUGAAGCAGAACACAGCUCUGAAUUGUCAUUUCAGAUAGGAGCAAUAUUUGAAGAUGUGCAAUUUUCCAGAGAGCCAGGAUGGCUAGAAGGCACGUUAAAUGGCAAGAGAGGACUUAUUCCACAAAAUUAUGUUCAGUUUUUAUAGCUUUGUGCAUUGAACGCCAAGGAGGUGUACAUGGUAUCCAUGGAUUUUUGUUCUAGUCACUUGUCUCUACUUUUGUGACUGCUUUUAAUCAGUGAAGAGCUGGACUAUGGAUUGAAGAUCUUAAUCUGUAUAAAGACAUUAAGUGUUGCCAAAUAUGAAUGACAGAAAAGAUUCUUUGAGGGUUGGAAUGGGUGGGGGGGCAAGAAAGAGGGAUGAAGGGAUUGGUUAAUUUUUUAAUAGGGUGCUUGUUUUUUCAGUUGUAAAGAGCAGUAGUAGUAUGUUUGUUUGCAAGAUAAAUAGCUUUUGAGUCAAGUGUUUGGUUGAUCUGUGAUUCAACUUCGUGUCCUGAAGAUUAUGCUUUGAUAACCAGCAUUUUUAACAGAAUGUCAGGUGGUGAGGCACUGGGACAGGCUGCCCAGAGAAGCUGUGGCUGCCCCAUCCCUGGAAGUGCUCAAGGACAAGC
Messenger RNA from Ficedula albicollis (Collared flycatcher), 2829 nucleotides. It is a transcript of the gene ARHGAP10, whose product is annotated as Rho GTPase activating protein 10. Gene Ontology annotation, biological process: signal transduction. The record is from RefSeq and is a predicted model, not a curated record. Gene Ontology annotation, molecular function: GTPase activator activity; protein binding. NCBI's taxonomy places the organism in Eukaryota, Metazoa, Chordata, Aves, Passeriformes, Muscicapidae. The transcript is spliced from 23 exons. Gene Ontology annotation, cellular component: cytoplasm. Bases 27 to 2366 code for a protein of 779 amino acids.